CGGUCCCCAGUAACGGGAGUGGCUGCGGGAGUGCGUGUCCGUGAGGCGGGAAUUGCUGUGGUACCGCGUACCGGUACCGGGCUGGUGGUACCGACCGGCUGCUCUUGGAAGGACAUCAUGGCAGCUCGUCGGGAGAAAAACCCUUCUGCAGAAAGAAAAGGCAAGAACACCCAAAAUGGUACUCAAACGUCUCAAGUCCAGUGGGGAAGAGCCUGGGAGGUGGACUGGUUUUCCUUGGCAAGCAUCCUUUUCUUGCUUAUGUUUGCCCCUCUUAUUGUUUAUUACUUUAUAAUGUCGUGUGACCAGUACCAGUGCUCUCUGAUUGAUCCACUCUUUGACUUGCUCACGGGGAAUAAACAUCUGUCUGACAUCUGGAACAAGACUCCUACACUGACCUAUAGAGCUGCUGGCAUCUACACCCUUUGGGUCACUUUCCAGGUGUGUUUGUACGUGUUCAUUCCUGACUUCUGCCAUAAAUUUCUUCCUGGAUAUGUAGGAGGUGUACAAGAAGGUGCUGUCACUCCUGCUGGUGCAGUGAAUAAGUAUGAGAUCAACGGGCUCCAGGCUUGGAUCAUUACCCAUGUGCUUUGGUUUGCAAAUGCCUAUUACUUCCACUGGUUCUCUCCCACCAUAAUUUUUGACAACUGGAUUCCUCUCCUGUGGUGUGCCAAUAUUCUGGGAUAUGCAGUUUCCACGUUUGCAAUGAUUAAAGGACACUUUUUCCCUACCAAUGCCAAAGACUGCAAAUUCACUGGCAACUUCUUUUAUGACUACAUGAUGGGGAUUGAAUUUAACCCUCGAAUAGGAAAGUGGUUUGAUUUCAAGCUGUUCUUCAACGGGCGCCCUGGUAUUGUAGCCUGGACUCUAAUUAACCUUUCCUAUGCUGCAAAACAGCAGGAGCUCUAUGGUCAAGUAACCAACUCCAUGAUCCUUGUCAAUGUCCUUCAGGGUAUUUAUGUUUUGGACUUCUUCUGGAAUGAAGCCUGGUAUUUGAAGACCAUUGAUAUCUGCCAUGAUCAUUUUGGAUGGUACUUGGGCUGGGGAGACUGUGUUUGGUUGCCUUACCUUUAUACUCUGCAGGGUUUGUAUUUGGUUUACCACCCUGUCCAGCUGUGCACAGCUAAUGCUGUAGGGAUCUUGAUGUUGGGCUUGAUUGGCUAUUACAUCUUCAGAAUGACCAACCACCAGAAGGACCUCUUCCGUCGGACCAACGGCAACUGCAAAAUUUGGGGCAAAAAAACAGAAUAUAUUGAGUGCUCCUACAUGUCUGUGGAUGGGACCAAGUACUACAGCAAGCUGCUGACCUCAGGCUUCUGGGGGUGGGCACGCCACUUCAACUACACAGGGGAUUUGAUGGGCUCCCUGGCCUACUGCCUGGCUUGUGGGUUUCAACACCUCUUGCCUUACUUCUACAUUGUUUAUAUGACCAUCCUGCUCACCCACCGUUGCAUUAGGGAUGAACACAGGUGUUUCAGCAAAUAUGGGAAGGACUGGAAGUGCUACACUGCUGCUGUGCCUUACCGCCUCGUGCCAGGGGUGUUCUAAAGCUAACACAGAAUCCCAGGGAAGGAAAAAAAGAAAUCUUUGUUUUUUUCAGAGUUGAAGAGAGUUUAUCCACAUAGUUAAACCAGCAAAAACACUUCGUGAAGGACCCUUAUACUGUUCUGAAGAGAGCUGGCUGGAUAAUAAUCCUUGCUAUGGAAGAUGCAUGCAGGCAGACUGUGAGUGAAAUGAAGCACUGGAAUGUCCUGGGUU
This is a messenger RNA of Calypte anna (Anna's hummingbird), 1755 nucleotides long. RefSeq names its product 7-dehydrocholesterol reductase (gene DHCR7). Gene Ontology annotation, cellular component: endoplasmic reticulum membrane. The coding region runs from base 118 to 1545 and encodes 475 amino acids. The transcript is spliced from 8 exons. Gene Ontology annotation, molecular function: 7-dehydrocholesterol reductase activity. NCBI's taxonomy places the organism in Eukaryota, Metazoa, Chordata, Aves, Apodiformes, Trochilidae. The record is from RefSeq and is a predicted model, not a curated record. Gene Ontology annotation, biological process: brassinosteroid biosynthetic process; cholesterol biosynthetic process.